Symsagittifera roscoffensis is the source of this 3905-nucleotide messenger RNA. RefSeq names its product histone-lysine N-methyltransferase E(z)-like. Bases 3 to 3329 code for a protein of 1108 amino acids. NCBI's taxonomy places the organism in Eukaryota, Metazoa, Xenacoelomorpha, Acoela, Convolutidae. Gene Ontology annotation, biological process: heterochromatin formation. Gene Ontology annotation, cellular component: nucleus; ESC/E(Z) complex. The transcript has 11 exons. Gene Ontology annotation, molecular function: chromatin binding; histone H3K27 methyltransferase activity; protein binding. The record is from RefSeq and is a predicted model, not a curated record.
AAAUGGACAAUGAUGGAGGCAUGAGCAAACAGACCUUUGAAACAUCAGAUCAAAAUGGCAGGAAAAGAGUGCCAAAAAAUUUAACUAGUGAUCCCGAUUUUUCCCAGAUGAUAAAGAAAUCGAAAGCUUUUGUGAAGCAGGAGCCGAGUGAUUCUGAUACAUCUGCAGGCGAAGUGGUAGAACAACCGAAAAGAAACAACGCUAGAGGUUGCAAAGAUUUGACCCUGCUGAAGAUGCAAUACGGAGGCACAUUGGCUGUUGAUUGCUCGAACGAAGACGUCUCCUUUACAGAUUUGGACACCGAUUCGAGUGAGAGCAAGGGACCCAUUGGAAAAGUGAAUAAGAUUCUUGGGGGAAAUAUCAGCCAGAUAUCGGUGGGGACUCCUGACAGUAUGAAGAUAUCGCCACAUGCAAAUCUGAAGGAAGAGUUUGAACAAAAUUUCCCUUUCACUUCCGAAAUUGACAAAAAGUUCUUGGAAGCUGGCAAAACCAAAGUAAAAGAGCUGAUGAUGAAACACUUGGACGAUGAAAAGUUAGUAGCGAGAAAAAUUUGGGCAGAAACUGCUCAGAUGGUAACUGAUGAUUGGAACUCUUUUGGAAUGAGAAACAGUUGUAUUCAUUUGGACUGUAAAAUCAAAUCGUUCCAGAGUUUCGAGAAUAUGAUUGCGCCACAACAUGAACAGAAAGUGAAAGGUCGAGGUAAAAAGAAGAAGGAACCAGUGAAUAAAACCAAUGAGAACAUACAUGAACCAGUUGAGAUAAAGAAGAAAGCGAACAAGAGAUCUCAACAGCCACCAGCGAAGGAGAGGAAAUUAUUCUGCCCUUCAACUGGGUGUGAGGUGAUUGGAAGGGAGAUGUCGGAGCGUAUUGUGCUGCCUGCCAUGUACUCGUGGCUCACAUGUCACAUCCAGUUCCGAGCAGAGGACGACACUGUGCUAUCCAAUGUGCCCUACUUGGGCGAUCCAGACUCCACGUCCAACAAUGGCCAGGGCCAGUUCCUCAGCGAACUCGAACAGAUAUUUGCCGGAAAAAUCUCCCAUCUGUCUGAGAUCCAGUACGUGCCAGAUGUGGUGUUCUGUACGGCUGUGGAAGCCAUGCGAGACCUGCAUGCUCUACUUGAGAGAGAAGAAAACAUGAAACAACAGCAGGAGAAACUGAAACAACUAAAUGAAGAGAACAAAACAGACGAAGAGAAAGAAAAGAAAAUAAUUGAAGCUGAUGUUGAACAAGAGACAAGUGAGAAGAGCAGUUCUGUUUCGACUAAUAGCGGUGGAUCUUCCAAGCAAACUGAUGCUACCGAAAAGGAGUCUCAAGGAGAAACAACGAAUGAGCAAACGAAUGUUGAAAAUGCUGAAGCAGAGCAGGCGCAGCCGAGCGAUGAGUCACUUGAUGAGAAAGAAGAGAAGGAGCAGGUGGGCAUUCUGCCCGUGUUGCCCACUGAUCUUCCCCCGGACAAGGCAUUCGCCCUGCUGGCCAAAUUGUUCAAAUGGGUCGAUAUUCUAGAGCUGAAAGAACGAUACCACAACAAGAGUUCGGGUCCGAUUAAAAAGGCUAGCGCUGCGAGCGAGAAUAUCAAUGAUCCCUUGUCCCAUCCGUCGAAGGGCCAAUUGGUUCUGGGCACGUAUCGCAACCUGUUCUGCCGAAGAUGUUUCAUCUACGACUGUCCCAAUCACUCCAUUCUGCCUCCUUGCGGUCCAUCGAUAGUGUCGCGGAAGAAAACAUCAUCAGGGCCUGGAGGGUCAGACGAGGCUAAUUCUCCAUGUGGGAAAGAUUGUUUUCUUCAAACUUACCCUUGGAUGACAGCAGCGAACCAGGCAGAGACGGAAUCGGAUCAGAUGGAAACAGAUCCAUCGAACAGCGAAGGAUUUAAUUCUCCGUUCUACUCCUCCACUGGCUCGUCUUGUGAGUCAUCUUCCACAGUUCAGUCGCCAAUGAAAGCAAAACCCUUUAAGCCGAAACACAACUGUGAUAAAUUUGGAACCAUGUUGUUCAAUAGACUCUCCCUUGAACAGAGCAAAGCACAAGAUAGCGAGAUGACUAACAGGUCUAUUGACGAAACAUCGGGGAAAUCUUCGCCGAUGAAGGUGGACAAUGCGGGAAGCCCAAAUUUAGAUUUGAAUCAAAUGCAAGCUUGGCAGGAUAAACAAGGAGUACAAACCAAUGAUACCAUUAACAACAUUGUGAACGGAACCGAAAAAAGUUCAGAUAACGAACAAUUGGGAUGGUUAAACCACGAGCUUACCCUUUUGAAACUGCUUCUGCCUUCGUUAGGCCAGCAAGUUUGCAAGAUAGCAGGCUGUUUCCCGUUCAAAACGUGUCUGCAGGUUUACACCAAGUUAAAAGAGAUCGAAUUUAUUGAAGAGACGACUGAACCAAUCGAGGCAUCCGAAGAUAAAGUUCAUUUAGCUGAAGACGAGGAAGUAGAAAAUGAAAAUGGAGAGGAAAUUUUGGUAGAAGAAGCUGAUGAUAUGAAAGACUACGACAGUGAUUCGCUGAAAUUCACAGAUGCUACGAAUUUGAAAAGAAAGUUUGGGAAGCAGCCUAGGAUCGACAAAAUAAUUGACUGGUCGCUGCCGCAGAAUGCAGAGAGGAAAAUAGCGGAGCAGGUGCACAGGAACAACGGAAGACUGGCUAACUACACCCCCUGUCUGCACCAGGAUCACCCCUCCUCUUCUUCUCCCCGGGAGCUGUACUGCACCCCCGACUGCCACUGUGUGAGGAACAGCACCUUCUGUGAGAAGUUCUGUCUCUGCUCGCCUAAAUGUCCCAACAGGUUCAGAGGAUGCAAGUGCAGGGGUGGGCAAUGUGACACGAAGAAUUGUGCGUGUUUCGUGGCCAAGCGCGAGUGUGACCCAGACUUGUGUGGUCACUGUGGUGCAGAUGAUUACACUCAUUUGGUGCCUGCCUGCAGAAAUGUCAACAUCCAACGACAACUCCGCAAACACAUUCUAGUCGGCAAAUCGAACGUGAGUGGGUGGGGUGCAUUCACCAAGUAUUCGGCCGAGAAGGACGACCUGAUGGCAGAGUACAUUGGGGAAGUGAUUUCCCAUGACGAGGCAGAGAGGAGGGGCAAAGUGUAUGACCAACUGCAAUGCAGCUACCUUUUCGACCUCAACAACGAACACUCCGUGGACGCCACCCGAAAGGGCAACAAGAUCAGAUUUGCGAACCACUCGAUUAACCCGAACUGCCAUGCCAAAGUGUUGUUGGUGAACGGAGACCACAGGAUAGGCAUAUUCGCCAAACGGGACAUAGCCGCGGGGGAGGAGCUGUUCUUCGACUACCGCUACGGACCCCCAGAGAAACUCAAAUAUGUCAAACUCAAGUGAAGUGAUCAUAAACACUCGCUGUGAAAAAUUGAAAUUUGGGUUUUUUCCUUCCCCCUCCUGCGAAUUGUUACUGGCUUAAUUUUUGUUCAUCUUGUCCAAUUGUUAUAAAAUUGGCAUGUGGAUUAAUUUAUGUCAUGCGGACAAUGGUAAACAUAUUUAGCUUUCCGUCUGCAUGCUUAACCUUGUAAAACCACUUACUACGCUACUGAGUUGAUGUUCACGUGUAUAUGGAUUUGAGGGGCGAGGGGGAGGGGUAAGGAAAAAAAGCAAAGUUGGAAAUGCAAACAGACAAAACUUGAUCUCGGCCUUGAGCGCCAUUUCUGGGCUUCAAAUUUUCUAACAUCAAAAAAGUCUUACUCUUGUCGUUGUUUGAAAUCGCACUUGAUUUUUUUUAAACGUUUCAAUCAAUACGUAUGUUUUACUUACUGAAGCCUCGUUGUUUAUUAGAUUUGUUUUUGUAGUGACAGAGAUUUGAUUUGAUUUGAAUUUUGCUUUCGACUUUGAAGAGUUCGUAUUUUAUACUUUUAAGAUCAAUCCUGAAUGCAUUGGAGUUUAAGGUAUAUGCAUUUAUUCCAU